GUGUGCGGGGGAUCAUGACGUCAGCGUCAGACAGUUCUCAGCGCGUUCGAUCACGGCGAGCGUUCCAAACUUUCAAUGGCUAGUGAUUUAAAGCGUCGAUUCCGCGGCCGCUCCGCGCUACAUGUACCCAUAUAAACGGCGUUUUAUUUUGGCGUGAGAAAGAAUCGUUCCUACGCAGUGACCUUUUGGUGCUCGGAUGCAUAAUAUCGCGUAGGAGUCGCCUUGUGCGCGGUGAACGUUUGCUCUCUGCCUGUUUUCCUUCAUCGCUAAAUGGAGUCACGGGUGGAAUUCAGUCGAGAGGAGAUCAACAACACGGUAUGGGAAGUUCCGGACAAGUACGUUUGCUUGAAGCAGAUCGGAACGGGAGCUUAUGGCAGCGUGUGCUCGGCCAUCAACAAUAAAUCCAAAGAGAAGGUGGCCAUCAAGAAGCUGCACCGACCCUUUCAGUCAGAGAUCUUCGCGAAGAGAGCCUAUCGUGAACUGAGGCUGCUCAAACAUAUGAAACAUGAAAAUGUAAUAGGCCUGCUAGAUGUCUUCACUCCUGCCUCCAGACUGGACGACUUCCAAGACUUCUACCUGGUGAUGCCGUACAUGUACACAGACCUCUCUAAAGUCAAGGGCAUCCUUACAGAAGACCGUAUCCAGUUCCUGGUCUAUCAGAUGCUGUGUGGACUAAAGUACAUUCAUGGUGCUGGCAUCAUUCACAGAGAUCUCAAACCAGGAAACCUGGCUGUGAACCAAGAUUGUGAGCUGAAGAUCCUGGAUUUCGGCCUGGCACGUCAUGCAGAAGCGGAGAUGACGGGUUAUGUGGUGACGCGGUGGUACCGAGCCCCUGAGGUCAUUCUAAACUGGAUGCACUACACGCAGACAGUGGAUAUCUGGUCUGUUGGGUGCAUCAUGGGUGAAAUGUUCAAUGGAAAAACACUCUUUAAAGGAAAAGACUACAUGGACCAGUUGAUUCAGAUAAUGAAAGUCACAGGGACACCAGGUCCAGAAUUCACUGAGAAAUUAGAAAGCCCAGAGGCAAAGAGCUAUGUCAAAUCCCUGCCCCACUACCCACGCAGAGAUUUCUCGACAUUGUUUCCCAGAGCCAGUAAAAAAGCUGUAGAGCUGCUUGAGAAGAUGCUAGUGUUAGAUGCCGAUGCUCGUCUCACUGCUGAUGGUGCACUGGCACACAGCUAUUUUGAUGGCUUGAGGGACCCCGAGGACUGCCCAGUGCCCACGCCAUACGAUGACAGCUACGACAACGCCACGUUGCCCUUAGAAGAGUGGAAACGUUUAUCAUUUAAAGAAGUGAGAAGCUUUGUUCCUUUCCCAAGGAGAGACUCAAAGAGAAGAAACACACUCACAAUGACCUAGUGAUAGUGGGUCUGACAUUAUUGGCGUACUGUAUUGCAAUUAUGCAAUUUAGUUUUUGCCUUGAAACAAUUUGGAAUUUUUAUUUACUCCUAAAAAGUAUAUGAAUAGCAGUAUUUUGUACAAUAAGUGACUUCUUAAGGAAUAUGUGGUAUAUCUGGACAUCUGGUGAAUGAACAUUUUAUUUUGAUAUAGUGGUAACUGUCCUACAUUUAUCGGCAGUGUGCGUCGCACCUUAAAGGGAUCAUUUGCUCACCCUCACACCGUUUAUUCACAAUUUAUUGCAUCCCUGUCCCAUUUCAAACAACUUGUGGGCUAUAUUAAAACCCAUCUAAAGCUGUAUAAUAUCUUUUUGAGGGGAACGGACCCCUCCUUUUGUCAAAUAAUAUGAGGGUGAGUAAAUAAUGACAGAUUUUCUUUUUUUUUUUUUUUUUUUUUUUUUU
This is a messenger RNA of Labeo rohita (rohu), 1799 nucleotides long. It is a transcript of the gene mapk13, whose product is annotated as mitogen-activated protein kinase 13. Lineage: Eukaryota; Metazoa; Chordata; Actinopteri; Cypriniformes; Cyprinidae. The transcript has 12 exons. Gene Ontology annotation, molecular function: ATP binding; MAP kinase activity. The coding region runs from base 271 to 1359 and encodes 362 amino acids. The record is from RefSeq and is a predicted model, not a curated record. Gene Ontology annotation, biological process: protein phosphorylation; intracellular signal transduction. Gene Ontology annotation, cellular component: nucleus; cytoplasm.